Molecule: messenger RNA, 5131 nt
Organism: Microtus ochrogaster (prairie vole)
Lineage: Eukaryota; Metazoa; Chordata; Mammalia; Rodentia; Cricetidae
Gene: Pkd2
Product: polycystin 2, transient receptor potential cation channel
Exons: 15
Coding region: 134-3121 (995 amino acids)
Biological process (GO): release of sequestered calcium ion into cytosol; potassium ion transmembrane transport; detection of mechanical stimulus
Cellular component (GO): membrane
Molecular function (GO): voltage-gated sodium channel activity; muscle alpha-actinin binding; signaling receptor binding
Source: RefSeq, a predicted model, not a curated record
CCCGGCCCCGGGAGGCGGGCCGAGGGGGCGGGCGGAGGCGGGGAGCAGGCUGCGGACCCCGGGAAGAAAAGAAUAUGGCUCCUGCGGCCGAGGGCAGCGGCGCCCCGGGGCGCGCUAGGCGCCAGUGACCGAGAUGGUGAACUCCAACCGCGUGCAGCCGCAGCCGCCCGGAGAUGCGAAGCGCUCGCCCGCGCCGCGAGCUCCGGGACCCGGCCGGCUGGCUGCGGGAGGCGCGGCUGUGAGGGGCGGCCUGGCGGUCCCCGGAGGCCUCCGGGAGCAGCGGGGCCUGGAGAUCGAGAUGGAGCGCAUCCGGCAAGCGGCUGCGCGGGAUCCUCCCGCCGGAGCCUCGGCUUCCCCAUCCCCUCCGCUCUCGUCUUGCUCCCGGCAGGCGUGGAGCCGCGAUAACCCGGGCUUCGAGGCCGAGGAGGACGAUGACGACGACGAGGUGGAAGGGGAGGAAGGAGGAAUGGUGGUGGAGAUGGACGUGGAGUGGCGUCCGGGCAGUCGCAGGUCGGCCUCCUCCUCUGCUGUGAGCUCGACAGGAGCCCACGGCCGAGCCCUGGGGAGCUACCGAGGCACCGGGCACCCGAGUGGGAGGAGGCGCCGGCUAGAGGACCAGGGCGCGCCGUGUCCCAGCCCCGCAGGCGGCGGGGACCCGUUGCAUCGCCAUCUCCCGCUGAAUGGGCAGCUGCCCCGAGUGGCUUGGGCCGAGAGACUGGUGCGCGGGCUGCGAGGUCUCUGGGGAACAAGACUCAUGGAGGAGCGCAGCACUAACCGGGAGAAAUACCUGAAAAGUGUGCUGCUGGAGCUGGUCAUUUACCUCCUGUUCCUCAUCGUCCUGUGCAUCUUGACCUACGGCAUGAUGAGUUCCAAUGUGUACUACUACACGCGAACAUUGUCCCAGCUUUUCAUAGACACCCCAGUGUCUAAAACAGAGAAAGCCAACUUUAAAACUCUCUCCUCGAUGGAAGAUUUCUGGAAGUUCGCAGAAGGCUCUUUCCUGGACGGGCUCUACUGGAAGGCGGAGGCGGGUAACCACACGCAAGCCAAUAACCGAAGCUUCAUUUUCUACGAGAACCUGCUGCUAGGAGUGCCUCGUAUACGCCAGCUCAGAGUCAGAAACGGAUCCUGCUCCAUUCCUCAGGACUUGCGAGAUGAAAUUAAAGAGUGCUAUGACGUCUACUCUGUCAGUAGUGAGGACAGGGCUCCGUUUGGACCGCGAAACGGAACUGCGUGGAUCUACACAAGUGAAAAGGACUUGAACGGGAGCAGCCACUGGGGGAUCAUUGCAACUUACAGUGGAGCAGGCUAUUACUUGGAUCUGUCCAGGACCAGGGAGGAAACGGCUUCUCAGAUUGCUGGCCUCAGGAGGAACUUCUGGCUGGACCGGGGGACCCGAGCAACUUUCAUUGACUUUUCAGUGUACAACGCCAACAUUAAUCUGUUCUGCGUGGUCAGGUUACUGGUGGAAUUCCCAGCAACAGGGGGCGUGGUACCCUCUUGGCAGUUCCAGCCUGUGAAACUGACCCACUAUGCCACAGCCUUUGAUUUCUUCCUGGCAGCCUGUGAGAUUAUCUUUUGUUUAUUUAUCCUCUACUAUGUGGUGGAAGAGAUAUUGGAGAUUCGCAUUCACAGACUACACUAUUUCAGGAGUUUCUGGAAUUGUCUGGAUGUUGUGAUUGUUGUGUUAUCCAUAGUGGCUGUGGUAAUUAACAUUUGCCGAAUGUCAAAUGUAGAGGGUCUAUUGCGGUUUCUUGAGGAUCAAAAUACUUUCCCCAACUUCGAGCAUGUGGCAUACUGGCAAAUCCAGUUCAACAAUAUAGCCGCUGUCAAUGUAUUUUUGGUCUGGAUCAAGGUAAGUUAUACAAAUAGACACACACACACACACACACACACACACAAACAUAAAUCACACGGACCAUUCCCUUUUGGCGAGGUUGACCUGGCCGGGUGGAUGACCAUGAGCCAGCUCUCCACAACUAUGUCUAGAUGUGCCAAAGACCUCUUUGGAUUCACCAUUAUGUUCUUCAUUGUUUUCUUGGCAUAUGCUCAGUUGGCAUACCUUGUCUUUGGCACUCAAGUUGAUGACUUCAGUACUUUCCAAGAGUGUAUCUUCACUCAGUUUCGCAUCAUUUUGGGGGACAUCAACUUCGCAGAGAUUGAGGAAGCUAACCGGGUUUUGGGACCACUUUAUUUCACUACAUUUGUGUUCUUUAUGUUCUUCAUUCUUUUGAACAUGUUUUUGGCCAUCAUCAAUGAUACUUAUUCGGAAGUGAAGUCGGAUCUGGCCCAGCAGAAAGCGGAAAUGGAACUCUCAGACCUUAUCAGAAAGGGCUACCAGAAAGCACUGGUCAAACUAAAACUUAAAAGAAACACUGUAGACGACAUCUCAGAGAGUCUCCGGCAAGGUGGGGGCAAGUUAAACUUUGCUGAGCUUCGGCAGGACCUGAAAGGGAAAGGCCAUACUGAUGCAGAAAUUGAGGCUAUAUUCACUAAAUAUGACCAGGAUGGCGAUCAGGAGCUGACGGAACGUGAGCAUCAACAGAUGAGAGACGACUUGGAGAAAGAGAGGGAGGACCUGGACUUAGAACACAGCUCUUUGCCACGUCCCAUGAGCAGCAGGAGUUUCCCUAGAAGCCUGGAUGACUCGGAGGAGGAGGAUGAUGAUGACAGUGGGCAUAGCUCCAGGAGGAGGGGCAGUAUCUCCAGCGGGGUUUCCUAUGAAGAGUUCCAGGUGCUGGUGAGACGCGUGGACCGCAUGGAGCACUCCAUAGGCAGCAUCGUGUCCAAGAUCGAUGCUGUCAUUGUCAAGCUUGAGAUCAUGGAGCGGGCGAAGCUCAAGAGGCGAGAGGUGCUAGGGAGGCUGCUGGAUGGAGUGGCUGAGGAUGACAGACUGGGUCGUGACAGCGAGGUCCACAGGGAACAGAUGGAGCGCCUGGUGCGGGAAGAGUUGGAGCGCUGGGAAUCAGAUGAUGUGGCGUCGCAGACAGGUCAUGGUCUGGGCACACAAGUGGAACUCGAUGGUCAGCCGCACCCCAGAAGCUCCCGGCCUCCCUCCUCCCAGUCUGCAGAGGGCCUAGAAAGCGGAGGUGGAAAUGGAAGCGCCAAUGUCCACGUGUAAUAAUCCGCGAGUGUUUGCAUGUGUGUUUCUCAGACACGAAGAGGUCGUGUCCAGUACGGCAAUGUUAAUUGCAAUAUUUAUACGCCUGGCUACAUGAGGAUGCUGGUCUUUGUGACCAAUUGUUAUAAUUGUCUGCACUUUAAUUUAUUGUACGUAAACUUUGCCAUUGGUUCAAGGAGGAUUGUUUUACUUUUUCUCAUGUGAGAAAUCUAGAUGUAAAUAUUGAGUUCAGAAAACAAAAAAAAUUUGAAAAGUAUGCCCAGUAGCUGCCCUGUCCAAGUCUUCAGGUGACAAUAAAGAAGCCUUUAAAAGUUGUUCUGAGUUCAUGUCCAGUCCCUGCAUUCGGCAGUGGCAGUCCUGUACAAUGCCUUAGGGAAAACCAGGCUUUUUUUUUUCCGACUUAGAUGUAACUUGAGAAAUUCCUGCAAGCUUCCUUCUAAGAGAGCAGUCCUAUUUCACCAGCCUUUCUCGGGUGAACUUCUCCCACAGACGGAGUAGGAAAGAACUCCCAAGCAGAGUAUGGACAUGGAGCCAUUGCUGAAAUGUGUAUGAACAGUUGGGAUAGAUAUUAAGUGCUAUCUCGUUUUUCCUAUUAUAUUCCCAGUUUGUGGGACUAAGCAUAUCAUUUAUUUUUUGUAUUAUUUAACUUUUGUUGGACACUUGUUAAGAAAAGCCGAAAGGAUAAAUUAUAUUAUUAUUAUAUUAAAGGUAGGAGAAUUGGAAAGAGUCCUAAUCUGUCACUAAACUUGACUUUUCAAUUCUUUGUUAGCAUAGGAAUUUCUCCUGUUUCACUGCAGCUGAAUCUAAUAUUAAGAUAACUAAUGAGUAAGACAAACUUGCUGGAUAUUUUAUUUUUGUAUGCAGUGAAAGUUUUAACUCAGCAACUGUGCACAUAUGAAGUAGUACUUUAAGGAAGUUAAAAAUGCAUAAAAGCUUUAUAAAAGGAAAGGUUUGGCUUAUGUUCUAUCUAAAAUAUAGUUCUCAAAUAUUCGUCAUUUUAUAUUUCAGAAUGAAAACAUACAAUGCAAAUUUAGUUCAUUUUCAUGUAAGGGGCCUCUAAUAUUAAGGGGUUUUCCAUUAUAGAAGGGAUCAGCUAAAUGUUGCACAUCAGCAAUGGUUUCAUUAGGCAAGGGUCUCUCUAAAUUGAUGGGAGAAAUCUAUUUCUCAAUAUAUGUUGCUGUUGUUGAUGUUAAAGACUGGGUUUCACUGUCUAAUCCUGGCUGGUCUCAGACGCACAGCGAUGCAUCUGCUCUGUGCCUCCUGCAUGCUGGGAUUACGGACAUGUGUAAUCACACCAGGCUAAAAUGAUUGUUUUGAAAAGUGCUGAAUAACCUGGUCUUUUGAGAGCCAAGGACAAAAGCCACGCUGGUCGGCAUUCAGCAGAUAGAGACCAGGUAGAAGACAGCCCCGGACUUGAGUGCUGUUCUUGAAAUUCUCCAGCAUUCAUUUAGUUUAUCAGACCUGCAACAAACUGCCGAGCAAACAGACCUUUCUAGAAGCUUCUACAGAAGCAAAGCUUGUUGAAUUUCCUUAAUUUUGAUGACUCCCGUCUAUUGUAUUCUCUUUUAAAUAUGCUAUGCUAAUAUUUUUUCCCUGGGUAUUGAAGUUUGCAGUCCAGGGGUAUAUUGUAUGUAUGUACUUACAUAUGUGUAUUGUGUUGUUACAUGUAAACAAACUUCAACUUGAAGUGCAUUCAUUAUGUGGUAUCCAUGUGUAUCGACCACGUGCCAUAUAUCUGUUAUGGUCACUGGAACAUCAUUUUAUGAUGCUUGUUAUUAUACUGUUUCUCAUUUAACUUGUAAAAUUUUGCAGAACGCUUUUUUCUCUUUUCACAUAUACAUUUAUAUAUUUUUCUACUUUGGUCCUGGGGAGUUCAGUCCCAAUCUCUUUUCUAUUAUCUUCCCCUCUGUAAUAGGUAUAGUUAAGAUAUAUAUUCAAGGUUCUUCUGACAAUCAAGAAUUUCCUAACUGUAAUAGUUUGUACAUUACUUAAUAAAGACUUGACAUGGUA